Molecule: messenger RNA, 1017 nt
Organism: Cottoperca gobio
Lineage: Eukaryota; Metazoa; Chordata; Actinopteri; Perciformes; Bovichtidae
Gene: opn1sw1
Product: opsin 1 (cone pigments), short-wave-sensitive 1
Exons: 5
Coding region: 1-1017 (338 amino acids)
Biological process (GO): phototransduction; visual perception; G protein-coupled receptor signaling pathway
Cellular component (GO): membrane
Molecular function (GO): G protein-coupled receptor activity
Source: RefSeq, a predicted model, not a curated record
AUGGGGAAAUACUUCCACCUGUACGAGAACGUUUCAAACGUGAGUCCCUUCGAGGGGCCACAGUUUUACCUGGCCCCUCGCUGGGUCUUUCACCUGCAGUCCCUCUUCAUGGGCCUCGUCUUCCUCGCAGGGACGCCUCUCAACUUCAUCAUCCUCUUCGUCACGGUGAAGUACAAGAAGCUCCGAGUGCCUCUCAACUACAUCCUCAUCAACAUCUCCAUCGCAGGAUUCAUAUUCGUCACCUUCUCCGUCAGCCAAGUGUUUGUCUCCACCACCCAGGGUUACUUCUUCAUGGGUCACACCAUGUGUGCCAUGGAGUCCGCCAUGGGAUCCAUAGCAGGGCUGGUGACGGCCUGGUCUCUGGCCGUCUUAUCUUUCGAGAGAUAUCUGGUGAUCUGUAAGCCAUUUGGAACCUUUAAGUUUGGCAGUAACCAAGCUCUGGCUGCGGUAGGCUUCACCUGGUUCAUGGGGAUUGGCUGUGCCAGCCCACCUUUCUUUGGCUGGAGCAGGUACAUCCCUGAAGGUCUGGGCUGCUCCUGUGGACCCGACUGGUACACUCACAAUGAGGAGUUUCACUGCAGCAGCUACACAAACUUCCUGAUGGUGACCUGCUUCAUCGCUCCGCUCAGCAUAGUUAUCUUCUCCUACGCUAUGUUAAUGAAAGCGCUACAAGCCGUGGCAGCUCAGCAGGCUGAGUCGGAGUCCACCCAGAAGGCAGAAAGGGAAGUAUCGAGGAUGAUCAUCGUCAUGGUGGGAUCCUACCUCGUCUGUUACGGCCCGUACGCUAUCGCAGCUCUUUACUUUGCCUACUCUUCAAACGAACACAAAGAUUAUCGACUCGUCACCAUCCCGGCGUUUUUCUCCAAGAGCUCAUGUGUCUACAACCCGCUCAUCUACGGCUUCAUGAACAAACAGUUUAACGGCUGCAUCAUGGAGACGGUGUUUGGAAAGAGCAUGGAUGAAACCUCUAGCGUUUCUUCAAAGACCGAAGUGUCUUCAGUUUCCACAGCGUCUUAA